CGGGAUAAAGAACACAAGUCCCCACGGCAGACCAAACCCUAGCUUCGCCUCUUCGACUCUUCGACCCUAACCCUUGCCAUUCACGCGUAUAUUGUGAUGUCGUCGUCCGGCGGGGGUGGGGCUGGGCAGCAGUUCCGGUACACGCAGACGCCGUCGAAGGUGCUGCACCUGCGGAACCUGCCCUGGGAGUGCACCGAGGAUGAGCUCGUUGAGCUCUGCAGGCCCUUCGGCCGCAUCGUCAACACCAAAUCCGGCGUCGGCGCCAAUCGCAACCAGGCCUUCGUCGAGUUUACCGAUGUUAAUCAAGCCAUUUCAAUGGUUUCUUAUUUUGCAUCAUCUUCAGAACCAGCACAAAUUCGAGGCAAAACUGUUUACAUUCAGUAUUCAAAUAGACAAGAAAUAAUUAACAACAAGAGCCCUGGUGAGACUGCUGGAAAUGUGUUGCUUGUUACCAUAGAGGGUGUUCAAGCUAGUGACGUCACCAUCGAUGUAAUCCAUUUGGUUUUCUCUGCUUUUGGAUUUGUUCACAAAAUAGCUACUUUUGAGAAGGCUGCAGGUUUUCAGGCACUGAUCCAGUAUACUGAUCCACCCACUGCAUCAGCAGCAAGAGAAGCCUUAGAUGGAAGAAGCAUCCCAAGAUACUUGCUUCCGGAUCAUGUAGUAUCCUGCCACUUGCGGAUUUCUUUCUCUGCGCACAAGGAUUUGAACAUCAAGUUCCAAUCACACCGCAGCAGGGAUUACACCAACCCUUACCUUCCAGUCAACUCCUCUGCUAUAGAUAGUACAUUGCAGCCUGCUGUUGGUGCUGAUGGAAGGAGGGUGGAGGCCGAGGGUAAUGUUCUUCUUGCAUCAAUUGAGAAUAUGCAGUAUGCUGUAUCAGUGGAUGUUCUCCAUACUGUGUUCUCUGCAUUCGGUACAGUCCAGAAAAUUGCUAUUUUCGAGAAGAACGGUGGAACACAAGCUCUAAUACAAUACCCUGGGAUACGACUACGUGGACAUGGGAUACAUCAUUUUUUCAAAACAGACAUUCAGGGAUACAGCAGGAUGCAAGUACUGCUACAAUUGCGAAGGAAGCAUUGGAAGGGCAUUGCAUCUACGAUGGUGGCUACUGCUCAUAGUGACAAGAGCAAGGAUUACACAAUCCCAGAAGGAGCACAACAAGCAGCACCACAGCCAGCCGGUGUACCACCUACAACUGCAGGAUGGCAAGGUAAUUCUCAAGCAGCUGGACCAUACGGACCACCCGGUGUCGCUGUUCAAAACCAGAACACCAACAGACAAGUGCCAAAUUGGAAUCCUGGUAACUCAGGGUACCCACCAGCUCCAGGCCAGUAUCCAGGCCAUAUGUACUCAGCUCCACCACAGCAUUACAUGACAACAUCAGGGGGCUUUUCCGCCCCUCCGCCACCGCCGCCUCAUGAGAUGCAUCCUUUACACCAGAUGUCACCUACUCAUCAUGGAAAUCAGCAGAGACCGGCAAGUGGUGCCCCUGGAACCGGCCAACCGCCUCCGUAUUACCAGCAUUAAGUUGGUGUGUGUGUACCUUCGCCACUAUUUCUGAUUAGUUAUGGAGUUUUGUAACUCUACAAUACCGCUACCCCCUUUUUUGUUUUUCACCUCUGCCCUACAAUGAAAUAUAACAGUUAAUAAAUUCUUAUUCAUCAUUUUUUUGUUAA
Messenger RNA from Hordeum vulgare subsp. vulgare (domesticated barley), 1676 nucleotides. RefSeq names its product polypyrimidine tract-binding protein homolog 1-like. The record is from RefSeq and is a predicted model, not a curated record. Gene Ontology annotation, molecular function: mRNA binding. Gene Ontology annotation, cellular component: nucleus. Gene Ontology annotation, biological process: regulation of RNA splicing. NCBI's taxonomy places the organism in Eukaryota, Viridiplantae, Streptophyta, Magnoliopsida, Poales, Poaceae. The transcript has 11 exons. Bases 97 to 1527 code for a protein of 476 amino acids.